AUGAGGAAGGUGGACUUCAAUGUCCGCAACGACUACGAGUUUGUGGGGAAUUACAAGGAGCUACAGCAGGCCUUUAACAAGCAUGGCAUUGAUCGGGCAUUCAAUGUGGCGGCGCUGAGCAAGGGGAAGCUGCAAGACAACAAUGAAUUCAUGCAGUGGUUCAAGGGAUACUGGGACAGCGUGACGGGCGGACUCGAGAUAGACGACUACGAUGCUCUGGCGCGCCGCCAGAGCUGCAAGACGGGGGACUGGAAAAAGUGGUCGGCCGCGGCGCCGGGUGCGGCUCCCCGCCCUGCCGCCAGGGCUUCCUCCGCCGCCCCCGACACAAUCGCAGCCUACCGACGAGGCAGCGCGGCACCCGCCGCGAGGGCCUCCUCCGGCCUCGCCUCAAAUGCCAAGUCCGAGGCCAAGGCCGCACUGCUCACCAAGGCAGAGCUGAGCGGGAUGACGGAUGAACUGGGAGCCCUGAGGGUCGAGGUGGAGGAUCUCAAGGACGAGAACGAGGACCUACGGGCAAAGCUGCACACCCUGGAGCACGAACGCGAUUUCUACUUCAACAAGCUGCGGGACGUGGAGAUCCUGUGCCAGUGGCCGGAAGUCGCCGCCGCCAAGCCGGUGGUCGAGGUGAUAGAGAACAUCCUGUUUGCAGCGGACGCGGAGGAGGGAAAGCAGGUGAUGGAGGAGGCUGCCACGCGCUUCGCGGCGACCCCUACCAUGGCAGCAGAGGCUUGA
Molecule: messenger RNA, 732 nt
Organism: Auxenochlorella protothecoides
Lineage: Eukaryota; Viridiplantae; Chlorophyta; Trebouxiophyceae; Chlorellales; Chlorellaceae
Product: Microtubule-associated protein RP/EB family member 1
Exons: 7
Coding region: 1-732 (243 amino acids)
Biological process (GO): protein localization to microtubule plus-end; regulation of microtubule polymerization or depolymerization; spindle assembly
Cellular component (GO): cytoplasmic microtubule; spindle midzone; microtubule plus-end
Molecular function (GO): microtubule plus-end binding
Source: RefSeq, a predicted model, not a curated record